Triplophysa rosa is the source of this 12108-nucleotide messenger RNA. RefSeq names its product microtubule associated tumor suppressor candidate 2b (gene mtus2b). Gene Ontology annotation, cellular component: cytoplasm; nucleus. Bases 5557 to 9177 code for a protein of 1206 amino acids. The transcript is spliced from 15 exons. The record is from RefSeq and is a predicted model, not a curated record. Lineage: Eukaryota; Metazoa; Chordata; Actinopteri; Cypriniformes; Nemacheilidae. Gene Ontology annotation, molecular function: microtubule binding.
GUCUGAAGAGAAAAAAAUAAAUAAGAUGAAUGGAAAGCGUACGUUUUUACAUUCUUGACAUGCUGAAAGAGUGACUGUAGUGUUGAGGAGUUAUUCGGGCUGCUGGAUGGAGUGCAUCUGUCCACAAAGCCACACCUGCACCACCUGCUGGACUUGAGUGAGUUAAACCAAUUCUCUCAGUGUUUCUCUAAGCAUUUGAAUCAGUGGCGGAGCUAGAGUUUUAAAUAUGGGGUGACCAAGGCUACUUCAGGGGGUCCACAGACCAUGACAGAAAAUUUGUGUUUAACCCUGACCUGGGGCCCGUUUCAAUGAGGAGGUUCAACCAACACAGAGUUAAAAUGUGAACUCUGAGUUGUUUAAAACCGAGAUGUGAAACUUAAAAUUUUUGGUUUCAGAACAGCUGAUUUGAGUUAGUUCUAUCAACUCUGGGUAGACUUACCUUGAGUUAAGCACUUGCACCACAACUAUGACAAGCCAUGAUCAAUGGAGCUCCGAUAUUACCGUUCACCAUGGCAACGGCACCAAAAAAAAGCAACAUGGUGGCAGAAAGUGCUUGAGAGCGAGGCGCUCUGCAUACAGUGGAUUUACUAAUGUGUAAAUGACUUAAGUUUAAAUUGAUAAAAAGAUAAAUGUACCAAUAAAUAAACAAACAAAUUAAUCAGUGAAUGAAUGAAACAACAGAAAUAAAUCCAAAAUAAAAAAAUCUGUCUCUCACUCGUCAUGAGUACUCUAGUGAGCCUUAUGAGACAUCAUGGUGUAUGGGACACUUGUUAGUGUCAGACUCUCGUGAUAAAUUCAGAGUGAUUGUCGGUUCGAACCCUGCUCGGAGCAGUUUUGGGUAGGAAUGGCUGCACGUCUAAAUUAAUUGUUUAUUACCUUUAUCACUGCAUUUGUCUGUAUUUAUAUUUCUUUAUUCAUGCACUUUAUUAGCACACUUUAUUAAGUCAUUUCUUAUCCUCCAUAGAAAACUAACAUUUGUGAGAACAUGUAAGGGAAAGAAUCUGCUCUGAUGUAAUUCACGGCCAUGAUGGCUGAUGUUAUUGAUAUAAAGAUGGAUGAGAUAUAUUUUGAUAUAUCUAAUUCACUGUAAAGAACAAUGGUACAGUUUUAAUAAAAAUCCACAGGGAAAUGACAAAAUUCCACUCAGGUCCUAAAUUCCUCUCCUGAAAUCAAAGUACAUCCCUAUGAAUGAAUGCAGCCUCUUCACAUACAGGAUCCUCUAUAAAAGCACUUUUAGUCACUGAGAUGGUCUCUGUGUGAUCAAAAUGUGUGUCAUGAAUGAAUGAAUGAAUGAGGUAAACCACUUGUGCUUUAGGGGGAGGAGAUUGAAAGAAACUCUGUGUUUACCAAAGAAAACCUGCUCCCGACCAGGUUAGGUUCACAGAGUAAGUUACUAUGGUUACUGAAUCUGAGUAUAAGUUACCUCUCCUUUAGAAACGGGCUUGAGUUACCCAGCUUUUUCUGGUUUGACUUACCUCACAUUCUGAAAUGGAAAACCCAGAGUUUCCCUCAUUUCAGGGUUAAUUUACUCAGUUUUCACUAAACCUCCUUUCUGAAACGGGCCCCUGGCAUCGAAUUAUAAAUAAAUAAAUAAUAGGAUUGCAGAUUAGAGGUACAAGUGAUAAUUUACUUCCCAUAGUUUAAAAAAAAUGUAUACAAAACAAUUGCACAACGUAAUGAUAUUAAUGUAAUUCUAAAUGUAUGAAGAUGAAAUAAAUUAUAAAAUAUAAAUGAUGAAAAUGUUGAAAACGGCAGCAUAUCAGAUGUUAUAAAUAUAAAAAAUAUACUCAUUCCAUAGGACUGCAAGAUUAAAACAAAAUCAUUGAUGCUGAUUAUUGCUCUUGAUGUUGUCAUCUUGAUUAUUACUUUCAGAUAUUAGAAUUUUAAUUAGCGUUUUACAUGCUACAAAACAAGCUGAGACGCGUUUAUUAAUUAUUUUAUUGCUGUUUUGAUUCUCUAAGGAACAUAAAAGUCUGUUAUUCAUACGGGAAAUAUAUAGAAAACAAACAAAGAACAUCCAACAUCACUAAAACACUGAAUGGCUUCGGGUUAUACAGUAAAGAGCCUGACUACUCUAAUGAAUCUCUUUCUUACAUCGUAUCUGUACGCGGUUGUUAAUGAUAAACUUUGUGAGCGUGGAGCACUUCAGCACAGCUCUUCUUCACCUGUGAAUCAUUUAAACACCUCUGAUUGGCCAGUAUAUUCAUACCAUGAACUUGAUUGGCUGUCAUGCUCAAAAGUGAAGCAGAGCAAAAAUGCUGUCAUCCACAUUCGUUCAUUUUCACCUAUUCUUAUUUAGAUUGCGACUGUCGUAGCUCGUUUUUGUUGUUGUCAUUUUUUUUACGAAGCCUCUGUUAAUUUCCGACCCUGAUGUAAACAAUGUAUGCUGGGAACAGAUACUAUAGGUGAAAUCUAUUAAUAGAGCCUAACAUUAACUUGCACAAUGAAAAUGUUUAGGAAUCCUAAACCCAAGGCUAGAGUGAAACUUAUUUAAAAUAUGAUGCUUCCUUCGUGUGUAUUUCUAAAGUUGUUUGAAGAACACCUGCUUAGAAUGAUAAAAAAUAGGGGAACUCUCCCAAGACUGUUUAUAUUCAUCUAAGGUUAGAAAACUUUGUUUACACAACAUAAAGGUGUAACGUUAGAAAGUAUGUAGAUAACACUAUAAUGGUAUGGUUCAACAAAAACAAGGUACCUGGGUUUUUCCUAUCUUGAAAUGGCUAGCAAGCGAGUGCAUUUUAAUGUUCCAUUUGUUUAGCAAAUUGCAGCAAUCCAUUUGCUUCUUUUUUAUCUUUAAAAAAAUCUCAGAUCUCGCGCUGUACAAUCCAUCACACAACAACUUUUUUACGUUCUAAACAGAGUAAUCAAAUUUUGGGGUGACACCCAGGGUGGCCAAUUGGGUGUCAGGGUUGUUCAGUGCCACCUUGGACCCCCUUCUGGCUCCGCCACUGGUUUGUAAAGUACGUUGUAUUGUAUUUUUAGGUGUCCACCUUCUCCCUCAAGUUGUGUUAAAAAACAGCAGCCCCCUGUGACACCAGUUCGUGUAGCUCCAGCUUGUCAGUGAGUUAAAUAAAAUGUCUUGACUUAUAAGUGCUCAAAUGUUUGCAGAAACUGUAUUUAAAAUACUGUUUCUUGUAUUUUUAGGCACAAUCAUCCUGACUCCUUUAGACAUGAUCCUUAGACAACAGCCCCCCCCCCCCUUUUAGAACAUCUGGUCCACCUCAAUGAGUUAAACAAAAUGUUUAAACUUUUUAAAGUGUUUGAAUAUUUGUAGAAACUGUCUCUAAAGUACUGUUUCCUGUAUUUUUAGGAGGAAUCAUCAUGACUUUUGGUCCUUUAGAAAACAGGUCCCUCCUUUCAGAACAUCUGGUCCACAUCAAUGAGUUAAACAAACUGUCUUGACUUUAAAGUGUUUGAAUGUUUGUAGAAACUGUACUUUAAUGAAGGAUGGGCAUGAAUGACUUCUCUUUGCCAUUAGAGGGGAGAUUUUAGUGCUGUUGGUAUUUUGAGCCUCCAAAGACAAGAAUAUACCUUUUGCUAUACCUCCAUUGUUGUAUCUUCUUUUGCCAGAAAAGAGAUCAUAAAAAAGAAAUGAGACCAUUAACAAUUUAUUAACUUCCAAAAUAGUAGUUUAUGAGUAGUAUAAUUAAACCACCAAAAAAAGUAAAUGUUGGAGGCUAAUGAGAACACCUGGAACUAAUUGUUUUUUAGUUCAGUUUAGUUUUAGGUAAAGGGAUAGUUCAUCCAAAAAUGAAAAAUCUGUCAUCAUUUACUCACCCUCAGGUUGUUUCAAACCUGUAUACAUUUCUUUGAUCCAAUGAACACAGAGAAAGAUAUUUAGAAGAAUGUUAGUUAUACAAAUAUUGUAUUUUUUUGUUCUGUUGAACACAUAAUGAGUUAUUUUGAAGACUUUAGGAAAACAGUUCUCGGGCACCAUUUAAUUCUUCCUACUAGUCCCGGAUCUGAAAAUUACUAACAUUCUUCCUAAUAUCUUUCUCUGUGUUCAUCAGAACAAAGUAAAUUAUACAUGGUUAUGAAAUUACAUAAGGGUGAGUAACUGAGGACAUAAUUUUCAUUUGAAUGAAACAAUUUUCAGUUUUGCCCUGUUGCACCCGGUUUAUUUUUAUUGAACUUUUUAAUAACCUAGAGACCACAACUGAAGAUAAACAUAUUAUUUUGGUAUAUUUAAUAUUUAUUUUGAUUAAUUAUGUGACCUGCCUCCAGGCUUCUUAAACUCUGUUUAAAUCACCACACGUGCUUUUAUUCAGAACUGUAAUUUAACCUAUAUUUACCUAUUGACACGAUUAAGAUAAAUAAACUAAACAAAAAAUAAACAAUUAUCGUAAGUAGAAGAACAUAAUGUAGUCGUUUAACAUAAACUAUUAAGUUAAGGUGUAGGUUUUCUGUUGUGUUUUCAGGUGACUGCGCGACACUGUAUGCUUGUUCGACUUGAUAGGGCACCGCAAGAUCCGACAGGCGGGUGACAUCAAAGUACCGCGAGAGCGAUUCGACAAACCAUAAAAUGUUUCGCUUUCGCGGUACUUCGAUGUCAUCCGACUGUCGGAUCUUGCGUCGCCGAAUCAAGUCGAACAAGCCUAAUAUGUAAAUGCACAACAGUAAUAUCACUAGAGGGCGCCACUCUCCAUCCCCAAUCUCCCGUUAUGUAGUUUCAAACGUUUUUUUUUUAACGUAGGCCUAUUCAUUUAUCAUCGUAUUAGAUCUACAUAUCAAAAACUGGGGUUUUAUUUUUUUUAAAGAACAUUUUAGGUUAUUUUUUAGUGUCUGUAAUGUCACACUGUUAGGCCUAUUUAUUGACAAUGAUUUGAGAAAAUCCUUGUUGCCAGUGUAAACCCAGCCAAUUAGAUAUUUAUAAUCAUUUUAUAUUAGACUUUAAAUUCACAAAAUCUCAAUUUACUGCUAUGAACAUGCACUUAAGUCACGUUGCUUGGCCGGCCUGUGGGUGGCGGUCGAUAAAUUUAGCACAGCACACAGGCUGCGUGUCAAAACCUAGUCAGCUUUAUACCUAGACAGCACUCUAGCCAUCAUAAUCGCGUUUCGAGUCAACAGCAUUUUAAGACAUCUGCGAUGUUUUUUUAUUGCUGCCUGAACGAAAUAUUCUCGCGCGCGCGCGCGCGCACACACACACAGCAUUUGUACGCAUCAAUUGUAUCUAGUGAGUCAGAUAACUUGUUUUGUGACACAGCCAUAAUUCGACACUUCAUUUCACACACCAUUCAUUCCUGCGAUCAGCAUCCCGUGGUGCACGUCUGCCUCGCUGUUGCAUGUCCGCUUAUCCUCCAGGCUGAUUUUACACUCGAGCCGAUGAUGCCGGCCGGAAUAACGGGCACGAUCAUCCUCAUCUUAAAUCGCGGAUGCCGAGGAUCUGCAGGUUAAAGACAACCCCUGAUGUCAUCUACUGAAGAAUAUCUCAACCAAAAUUGUAAAAGAUGCCAAUACUUGCUGAAGCUUUAAGCUUAAAAGCUGAAACCGCUCCAGACCUCAAGGGAGGAUCAACAAGACUGUACAUGAGAGCAUAAGAACACAGAACCCUCUGGAAAAAUGAGUGUGAAUGAAGAACAUGUCAGGUCUUUUGGGACCAGCAAUGAAGAAUGCUGUAGGGAAGCCAGAAACAACAACAGACAUGCCGAGAAAUCCCUGGAUGGAGAUGCUAAUGCUAAUGAAAUCCAGAAGGUGGAUGGAGGAACUUUAGAGGUUGUUGGCACCUUGUCUUCUAUGGGAUAUCUUGCAGAGGAACAGGUGAAGAUUGUUAUCCAGGGCACGGAUUCCCCAUGUGAAGACCCCGAGCUGGCUGAAUUUGAGAUGCUGGAGAGUCAAGAACUAGAGGAUGAGGAUGAGAACACCAGUCCUAAAGAUGUCAAGAUGGGUCCCUUAUCCAAAACAAAUCCUGAAACAAAUGAGCAAGAUUCCACUGUUUGCCUUCAGUCUACGAUCAAAGAAAUUGUGAACAGCAUUGCUCGGACAGAGGUUAACUCUGAGAAUGAUGUUUUUGAGUCUUGCUUCUCCACAAUGUCCAGUCUUGGAGAGAGUUUUGCUAGUGCCCAGGACCACAUCAGUCGGACCCAGAGCUCCACUUCGUGGCAUGCUUCCUCUGGACCGUACCGAACGCUGUCUGAGGACCUUACCCUUGCCUCACAGUCAUGUUUGUCCGAUAAAAGUCGAAGCUCCCAACACACAGAUGCCAUGCAUCAUCAUCCAGGAAAAAAUACAACGCACAAUGGAAGUGUUGAUCUUAAUCUCAACUCUACCACUUUGCCUGAGGAACCUCUUUUAGAAGCACAAGAACAUCAACCAGCCACAGAUUGUAUAACAUGUGAGAGUUCAGGUCAGUUGAUAGAUGGCGUGCGUGAAUGUAGCAUUGUAAGGAUCAAAAAGGUCCAAAACGAACCAGGAAGUGCCGGUCAGGACAAUGCAGGAGAAUCUGGAGUUCCUGUUAUGACAGAAGACAAGGAUUCAAACUUAAAGAAAAUAUAUACUGAGACGAAUUCUUGCCAUCCUGUGAUCCCAGACGACAGAUCUUCUUGUGACAGAAAGUACUCCCUUGAUUUUAUUGAUGAUAUAAAGACUAAAUUUGAAUCCUUUGAUGGGGAAUCUUCUGAUAUGAAUCUAAAUCCCUCACAACCAACCAACUCUGGUGGCUGGGAACCCCAACCGUACAAGAAGCAAGCAUCUUUUGAAAAAACACGAAGUUCAUCCAGUUUGGAAAGGAGGAAACCCUGGGGCAGCCCGUCUCGCCAUGAGACACCUCAGUCCCCUAAACCCACAAGUUCACCUAGAAAACAGCCACCAGCAUCACCAGCCAGAACUAUCAGCACAAGAGAGUCAAGUCAAGAACGUAGUGACACUUUACAGAAGGGAAUCAGCAGUCUGAGGCAACCAAGUAAAAGCUUCCUCAGUAGUAGUAGUAGUAGCAUUCCAAAACCUUCCCUUCCUCAACAACCCAGAACAGAGUCUGAACCUAACAUGUCCUCUCCACCCCAGAAGCCCAAAAAUGUCAGACCAAAAAUCAUCACCUAUAUUCGCAAGAACCCUCAGGUAAAGUCAACGUCUGAAGGUCCUUAUGAAGUAUCCACACUACCGCCCAGACUUACACCAUACAUCAGCUCUCCAGCCCCAAAGGAGCCAAAGCCUGAGAGUCCCAGAGGUUCACCUGUUUUGAGUUCCUCGAAUAUUCUUUAUGACAAGUAUCGGCACGACACACAGAGGUCGGGGUACUACUCCCCUCCAGGAGUAUCUGGAAUCAGACCACCUAGUCACAAUGUCUCACAUAAACUGGUGGGCAAAUCCGACAGUUUCCAUGGCGAGCUUCCAGAUGAAUCCUUACAUGGGGGUGGCAAAGGUGCUCAGCCGAGUACCCAUGAUGCUGCUGGUGUUUUCCGCUUUCCCAGAGCCCUAAGGCCUCAGCUGGGCCUCGGAGCCGUCACCAGACAGCCUGCUGCUAAGAACAGGACGUUAUUACCAGGUCAAAGGUCAGCAUCACCCCUGAGUUAUACGGCUCCAGCUGGUCAGGCUCCAAGCAGUCACCAGGAACCCGCAGUGGAUCAGAAGAGGCUGGCGUCAGGUGUGAGCCCCAAAUUUAUGCUCCCCAAACCAGGUCAGUCUGGACUGCGUCCCCCCGGCUUCUCACACCUGCCUCCGGCCCGACUGGCUGCCUUUGGAUUCGUCCGCAGUGCAAGCGUGUCUUCUGUGUCCAGCAACCAAUCAAACGACAGCACACACAGUGACCCCUGCCGAUCCAGCCGUCCAAACAGUGGCAGUGAAGAGACCCUCCUCUCUCGUUCUCCUCUCCCCUCCACUGAGAGCAGCAGUGGCAGGAGUCCUCACCGCGGCAGCCCCCCCGCCCGCUCUCUGCUACCGCCCCCUCGCGGCUCGCCCGUGGCCUCUAGAAAAGACUUUCAGAGAGAUGAAAUCACACGCCCCAUUGUUUCGUCUCCGAAGAGGUUUGCUGUGAUCUCUCCCAAGCCUCAGUCCCCUGUGCGUCAGAAGUCAUGUGUGGCUCGUCUGGGUGGGCGUUUGGAGGGUGUGGAUGCUGAGAGGGAACGGCUGAUGGUGCAGAAGCUGAGAGAGAGGUGUGAGGAUCAAGCAAAGCAGCUGAUCUCCCUGCAGGAUGAGCUCAGAAAGUCCUCACGGUGUCUGGAUGUGUUCACCAUCACUACACAACACUUCUGCCAGAAGAGUGAGAGUGCUGCAGUGAAGGAAAGGGAGUUAUCCCUGCAGUUAGCCAGGUUCAGGGAUGAAGUGGUGGUCAGUGUUCAGAGGUGGGAGCGUCUGCAGGGUGAGAAGGUUCAGCUGGAGCAGAGUUUUGAGCGGGAGCUGAAGGGACUCCAAGAGGAGCAACAGAAGGAGCUCAAGGCUUUGCAGGAGAGACUGCUUGAGAAGCACAGCGCUGAGAUACAGCGUCUCCAGCAGGAGCAGAGGAGCCACCUGGAGCUUCUCCGCACCCAGCACCAGGAACAGAUCGAGGAGAUGAGUGAAAAUCAUGAGACGGCCCUCACAGAGAUGGAAGCGACUCAUAGUGCGGCUCUGGCCACUCUACAAGAGGAACAUAACAGAACCGUCAAGAACCUCAAGAUGGCACAUGAACAACAGAAGAAAUCAAUGGAAGAGGAAUUUGAGAAGCUUAGACUCUCACUGCAGGAUCAGGUGGACACAUUGACAUUUCAGAACCGCUCUCUGAGAGACCGGGCCAAACGUUUUGAAGAAGCUCUACGCAGAAGCACAGAUGAACAGAUGGUGGAUGCUCUUGCACCCUAUCAGCACAUCGAAGAGGAUCUGAAGAGUCUUAAGGAGGUUCUGGAGAUGAAAAAUCAACAGAUUCACCAACAAGAACUCAAGAUUUCAGAGCUUGAAAAACUGGCCCAAAAGAAUGUCCUGUUGGAGGAGCGUAUUCAGGUGCUACAGCAGCAAAAUGAAGAUCUAAAGGACAGGAUUGACCGCAACCUUGCCAUGUCCAGGCAACUGUCAGAGGAAAACGCAAAUCUGCAGGUGUACGUAGAGAAAGAAAGCAAUGAGAAGAAGCGGCUGAGUCGCACCAAUGAAGAGCUUAUGUGGCGUCUGCAGACGGGCGAGUUGAGCCCUCGAAUGUCUCCCACCCAGUCGCCCCUCCAUCGACCGGCCUCUAGCCCAGCUUCACCCUCCCGAAUGCAGACCUUCCCUAGAUGAGUCAAAUGGCUUUCCACCUCUCGUACUCUCUUUUACACUUAAUUUAAUUUAUGUCACUGUCUUCAACUCACAUUUCACAUCAUUCUCGUCGGAUGAAUCGGAACAUGCUCCACAUAAACCAGAGAAUGUGGUGACAACAUUUUCUUGUUCAUCCCACCACUGAGUGACAUACCUCAACUGAAUGUGGGGAUUUAUUGUUCAGUGUUACUUUAUUUGUUGGACAAUGCUAUUUAUAUAUCUAUUCUUACUGAAUAGGGAUGGAGGUCAUAUAAUAAUUACAUUAGAGCUGGGUGUAUUAUGUACAAAUCUGCCAUUUAAGACUAUUUUUGGAUGCAUAACUUGGUUGUUGGUGUUCGCUUCAUGGAUGUACUACAAAAGUGAUCUUGACUUUGCUCUUUAAAAUGUUCAGUUCACAAAUUCCCUCCAUCAUUAGCAGCAGGACAAGAACAUUAAUGCUUGUAUUGUAGUUGUUAAUGUGCAAACGUCAUCCUGCAUUUGAACGGAAGAGGGACGGUAUUCUUUUUUUACUUACUUAAUCAUCAGUCCUCUCAGUAUGAUGUUUGGCAGGUAGUUUUAAAAUCUUUUUCUAGUGUCUGUUGCAAUGGAUCAGGCUUGAGAUUUUCUGUUCAUACAGAACAUCACGGUGCUUGUUCUUCAGUGUUUGCCUGCAAUCUCAAGCUUUCCCAAGCUUGAUCAGGAGAACACAUCAACCAGGAAUAAUUUCCUCCACUUUGCCUUUUCAAAGAAAAGCCGCUCACCAGCAACCUUUUGUGCAAGCCCAGACAUUACUCAAUAACUCAAAUGCACCUGACAGGAUAUUGCAGGAAGAUCUCGAAAGGCAAGUGUUAUUCAAAUGUAUUUAAAAUUUCAAGAUGGUGACUUGCAAUGUAUUUUAAAUUCAUUAUUAUGAUCAAUUAUUGCUUUUAUUCUGUCAUUUAACAUGAUUUCAGGUGACAGCUAUAAGGAUGUUAAAAUUACAUUUACAUCAGCCGUGUUCAUUGUAGCUUUUCUGAGGAAGAGCGAUUGUCAUGCCUUCAUCAAACUCGCCUUGUUUACAGAAAUCUCUGGAAUGCAUUAAUCUCAUAGAACUGCCUGUGAUCUUGGCUCUUUAUAUCUUCCUACACUGUACAGUAUGUAUCAAAAGUCUUCCGGUUGCUGUGACCCCGAUAAUAUGCUUAAACUUAAUUUGUGCGGACACCACUGAGGGCUUUUGGCAUGUUUUUAGAGGUUUAGCGUGAUAUUCACAGAAAAAAAACAUUUGCAAAGGUACAGUUCAAGUUGAACAGUUCAACAGAUCAUCACAUUUGCAUUUACUGUAAGUUGUAAGAAAGCCAUGAGUUUUGACCUUAAAAUGCUUAAGGCGUCUUUAAUGUCAAAGCCUGGAUGUCCGGACGUUUAACACCUCUGCUUGAGUAUGAAUCGGUUGAAGCAAAUAAACGAAACUUAAAUUUAACAGGCGCCAAAGUUUUAGAUCUGUUGUAUUAUUUUGCAGCGUCUUGUACAUUAAGUGGAUCAUCCGUUCAUGUAUCAGCACUUAAAACAGAAUACAAAGAGUUACUGUAAGUUAUAAUCUUCCUCAUGAAUGUCUCAUUACAGAUUGUCGUGAGUGGAUAACAUUCUGUCCUUGUUUUUCUUAAUUUGUGGUCCAAGUGUGCUUGUUAGUGCAUCUAUUAGUGAUGUGACCAUAACAUCAUGAUCAAUAGUUUACUUUUCCUCAGCAUUUACAGGAUAUAAAAAUGAUUUCAUUUAAAUGGUUAUUUAAAACAUGCAAACACCUGAACGUUUGCAUUACUAGGAAGUUCAUUACCUCCUGUCUCACUCAGAGAUGUGUCUCAGGUGUAUUACGUGUCAUAGUAUGUUAUUUAAAGUCUUUACAUUAGACUGAAUACACAAUAAAACACGCUGACCUAUUGUCCUGACUACAAUAGGCGAUGUAUAUAUUGAUAUGUUUAAGAGUUUGCAUUACUGUAAUACUACAUUUGUAAAUGUAUUUCACUCAUAUAGCAAAUAAACUCAAAGCUCUGAAUGAAACACUGAAAUAUAAAAUCAACUACCUGACCUGCUAGAAAAAAAUGCUCCGCUUUGAUUCCUCUCCUUGGAUUAUUCGGAUCUUCGCUUUUGAAAAUAACUGAAAUGAAUCAGGUUCUGAAAUGCACUGAUUUUUGUUUUCUUGUGUGUGUCCCAUGGACAUAAUGAUAAAAGUUUCUGAAUGUUUCAUCCUAUUCUUAAAUUAAAUACAAACUACUAUCUGUUACCGGAUAUUUAAAGGUGAAGUGCGUAAAAUUUGGACAUUCAAAUAUUCCCUACUAUCUCUGCUUAAUAUGUCGAAGCAAAUUUGAAGCCAUCUGUAGGUUGAUUUUCCUUAAACAUGUGUCACUCUAUGGUGCUUUCAGAACAUUGCUCUGUUUGUUUGAGCAUCCUGACCAGCCCGACAUAGCAACAUUGGCUGAACCAAUGGCGUGAGUUGUAUCUGUAUGACUGACCAAUGGCAUAUUGAUGAGGGGUUACACACUUCUCCUUUAAGGAUGUUUUUAUACACUCUUGAAGAUAAAGGUGCCUUACGAUACCAUAGAAAAAAAAACAUUUUUUUGACUUAUGGUAAGAAAGAAAUGGUUCUACGAAUGGUUUCAUAAAUGGUUCUUUGGGAACUAAAUGUUUUUUCUUUAAGCACCUUUACUUUUAAGAGUGUAUCGUGCAUUGUAUGUCAACGAAGUUUCCUCUCUGUUACUUCUAAUUUGUGUUGAAUAACUUUUAUGAGCUUAAUGUGUGAACCGUUACAACACGUUACUGGAAAAGCAUGUCUUAAGGCUGUGAUUUUAUUUGUUUUGUUCAAACCAUGUUAGUGUAUCUUACCUCACUGUUGUGAUGCAUUGAAAAGCUAUUAGCUUGCACUUCAGGUUUGAGUAUUAAAAGACAAUGUAAAAGCAUGCC